Molecule: messenger RNA, 1874 nt
Organism: Monascus purpureus
Lineage: Eukaryota; Fungi; Ascomycota; Eurotiomycetes; Eurotiales; Aspergillaceae
Source: the annotation of a GenBank genome assembly
UGCGAAUAUCACAACUCUAUUAUAUAAAUGACAUCUGUUGAGCCUCAUAAGGUAAUCAUGGGUGAAUACUGUAAUUCAUUGCUAUUAUUCUCACCUUGGUAUCCGAGCAGAAUCAUGCCUGAGCUUCAAUGCUGUUCUCCAAAGCGUCUGGAAUCCAGGCAAACGGUAGCAGACACAUCAACAAGUCUACCAUGGGAUUCUUCUGACGGCUCAGCCUUCAUCAUUCUGUCUUGUAUAAAAUUCCCCUUCUCCGAGUGUCUUCUUUCUUUUAUCUGAGUAGAUGCACUCCCACUUUCUCUUUCCAACAAUCUGAUAUCUCUCAACGUCAAACAAGAUCAUCCUGACCCAUGGCGGACGAGAAAGCAUCUCCAAGCCCUUCUGUCCGCUUCGCUGACGAUGGAGAUCCCCCCAAAUCCCAAGAGCCAGAAACUUUCCCGGAGACCAAGGACGACGCGGAGAACAAUGACAAGGUCGAGGAGCAAGACGAAGAUGAAGGGGCUACUGCUGAAGUCGACUUGGUCCAGCCUAAGAAAAGGAAGCCGAGAAAGCGUCGACCCAAGAGCAAGAGAGGCAAGAAUAAGCCUACUGGGUUUGAGAAGUACUACGUCGAUGCCCCUGUGACUCCUGAAGAGUACGAAGAAGAGCAAGCCUUAUAUGAUGUUUCUCGGCCUAUCCUCCAUCGUUUGGAGGACGCUAUUCUGCGUUUUCAAAAGAAACGUCGUAUCGAAUCGGACAGAGCUGCAGUCUUCAUGAAAUACCUCUCCUAUGGAGGAGUUGACGUUUCACAGAAGAGUUUUGCCGGAUUGGACGCACGCGAGAUGCAAGAAAUGGACAACGAGCAGAUCCUCAUUGCGAGAGGGCAGACUAGCAUUUCCCAGGACCGCUCUGAUCUGGACAUUGAUUUCGAUGCUGUCGUUAGGGGAUACCUCACAUCAUUCUUCCCUUACCACUUUAACCCGGACACGGAAGAAAUGAUCAACCUUGCAACCGUUACUAUCAGAAACUUCCUCUCCUACAUUCUCCACCAUGACGUCUGUCCAGAGUACAAGGAGAACAUUGACGAAGCCCGGAAAUCAUGCGACAUUGUGACAAAGGAGCUCUGGAAGAACCAGCAAUUCACGGCGAACGGACCCGGAAACUUCAAUAUGGCUAGCUCCAUGCUCUUCGGCGGCUACUUCUAUGAGACGUACUUCGACACCGACACCUGGAAGAACCAGAAGGACGACGAUGAUGAUCAAGUGAAGAUGACCAACGACAUUGCCCGGAAAGUCGUCAAGUUUGCACUCGCAGGUGCCGGUUCCAAAGAACAAGCCACUCGAUUCCGGGACCUGGCUAACCAGAACGCUCUCACUGCUACCCACAUUGAGGACAUCGACGGCUUUGAAAUCACAGCCAUCCUUCCGCCAGACGAGGGAACGAAACAAUUCUACCAUAUCCACGCACCGGACCUGCAGCCCGUUGGAAAAGUUAUCGCCAAUGCGUAUCGUGAUCCGGGAAAGCCCCCAAUCGACCUAACCCCCGAGGAGAAAUCUGAAUGGGAGAAUGGCAAAGUUGUAGCGCCUUCUAAAUUCGAGUUCUUCGUCGAGGAAUCCUUGAUCCAGCAUUGCUAUCCUGGUAUGAAAGUAAUCACGUCGGUUUGGGAGCUGAACUGUGGCAUGCAUUACUUUGAUGAGGUCAUGACGGCUUAUUGCUCGAUCUACACCGUUCUUGCCAACGAUCUCAUGCUGGGAUGGAAGAAACCCAGGAGUCUUGUCUGCGGUGAAGAGGAUAACGAGGAUGGGAAUGGAAACAAAGAUAUUGAGAAAAUGGCACAGGAUGCAGCUGAGAAGGCUCUGCGCGACGCUGGCCUGAGUGGACAGGAUAAGGAAGAGUAA